Messenger RNA from Orbicella faveolata, 2129 nucleotides. RefSeq names its product meiotic recombination protein SPO11-like. Gene Ontology annotation, biological process: meiotic DNA double-strand break formation; meiotic DNA double-strand break processing; reciprocal meiotic recombination. Gene Ontology annotation, cellular component: nuclear chromosome. NCBI's taxonomy places the organism in Eukaryota, Metazoa, Cnidaria, Anthozoa, Scleractinia, Merulinidae. Gene Ontology annotation, molecular function: DNA topoisomerase type II (double strand cut, ATP-hydrolyzing) activity; DNA binding; ATP binding. The record is from RefSeq and is a predicted model, not a curated record.
AUGGCGGCUAACUUGAACUCAGAGUUUUGGCGUCGCAUCAAUGAUCUCAAAAUACAACUACAGUCUUUGUACAGAAUUGAGGGAUUCCAACUGAAUGAUGAAGAGUCUCACGCGAAAAAUAUUGUGAAACCAAAGAUUUUAUCCAGAGAUGAAGUUAUCACUAAACUGGAGGAUGUUAUUCUGACAAUUGUUCAGGAUCUCUCACAAGAAAAGCCACCAUCUAUAAAAUACAACUCCAGAAAUUCUUGGAAAAACACAAGGUUUGCUGAUAAUCUCCUUGAGUUCAGGAAAGUGUAUUCUGUUGUUCUGAGCUGUUGUUUUCUCCCAUACAGGUUCAACAGUGCAGUUGGAAUUGAAAUGAUUGAUAAUAUCAACAAAACAGAACACAGAUUUGAUUCCAUGGCAUCGGUUGGAAAGUUUGCUGCCACAUUACAGAUCAUAGCAUUUUGUUACAGACUUCUUCAACAAGACACAUACGCAACAAAACGGGACAUUUAUUAUUCUGAUGUGCCAUUCUUUGGAAAUCAGGGUGUUGUGGAUUCUGUUGUAGACAAUCUUGCCUGCAUGUUAAAAGUACCGAGAUAUUGUUUACAUGUGCUUGCAGCUUCUAAAGGUUGUAUAGCUGGAGACCUGAGGUACAAAGAACACGAUGGAACUCAUGUGGACUGCAUGGAUAAAAUCUCGGGUACAAUGGUUUCCUCUCACGUGCAGGGAAUAUACGAUAUGCAUUCAGAUGCCAAGUUUGUGUUAGUUGUUGAAAAAGAGGCUUCCUUCCAACGACUUAUGGACGACAAUGUACUACAGAAGCUAAAUCCAUGUAUUGUCAUCACCGGUAAAGGCUUCCCGGAUGUAAAUACCCGUAUGAUGGUCCGUUGCCUGUGGAGCACUCUUCAAAUACCCAUCUUAGCCCUGGUGGAUGCGGACCCUCAUGGUAUCGAGAUUCUCAGUGUGUACAAGUUUGGUUCAAAGGCUCUCUCGUUUGACGCACACAGUUUGACAGUUCCUGUUAUUAAGUGGCUUGGUGUGUUACCCAGUGACAUCAACAGGCUAUCCAUACCACGCGAUAAACUGAUACCGCUCACCGAUGGAGACAAAUGCAAGGCGCGUCAGCUUCUUGAAAGACCUUACAUUAAAUCACAAGAUGCCUGGUUACAAGAGAUCGACUCCAUGUUAUCGCUGGGAUACAAGGCAGAAAUUCAAGCUCUUUCUUCCAUCUCCUUUGACUUUCUUACAGUUACUUAUCUCCCAGUAAAGAUUAAACAUGGCAGGUGGAUCUGACGCGACAAACAUUUACCUGGCCAGGCUAGCUUUCCAACUUAUAUAUAUUCUGUACAAAAGUAGCUUGUAAAAUCAAACAUUUCGUCUACGAUCUCUCAGUAACGGCGUAUCUUUGCAAAUUCUCGUAGUACCCGACAUUAAUUUAAGGACCAAACCAAAUCGGAAGAAAAUGUCAAGUUUUGUGUCGACACACCAGUUGAUCAAAUCCCGUUGACUGAUCAGUCUGAAAAGAAAGCCAGGAAAACGAAGGCUUUUUCCGUGACUAAUCAGUCCAGGUUGCCUUUGUUUCUGUCUCAAAACGAGGCCUCCUGGUCUCGUUUUGAAACAGUGGCAAAAGGCAACUCGGAUGUGCCUGGUACCUUGAGUAUCAUCGAGGUGGCGUGUAAGGUUUUGGACAGAUCGUGCUUUAUUCUGACUUGACCAUUAAAAUCGGCACUUGCUCAAUACCUUGGCGAUGUUUUGGCAAAACAACGCUUGGUCUACCAAAUGAGGAGUAGUUUUACUAUGACAAUAUUCUUUUCAGAAUUUCACCUCUAAGUAACAUUCCAAUUCCGUCUACAAAUGCAGUAUAUUGAAAAAAAAAAUUAAACAAUUAAGUCAAUUGUAAAAGAUCUCACUGUCGUGUUUUAAAGUGUAAUUUGGAAGUGUUGUAUCCCUUUGCACUGUACAAGACGCCCUCUGGGUUGUAAUGUACUAAAAUAAAAAGUUAUAUCCAGCUGAGUCUCGUGAUAAUUCUUAGUUCUACAUUUUGUGACUGCCAAUCCUUACAUUUCCCUCGCUAUCAUCUCUACUCCUCUUCAAAGGUCAACAGAGGAUUACUGAUAAGACAUUUUAGAGUGCAGACGCACAUU